AUGACAACGAUGGAAGUGACCCCUGUGGAGGAUGUCGAGCGUGCGUGUGGCACACUGCUGGCGGCGUUCCAUGACAGCAGUGCUAACGAUUUUCUGAACUGCAAGUUCCAGGACGUGCCAUUGGAGGAAACCCUGGCGUCACACUCGAGGGCCGACGAGCUGACUCGCAACACGAUCAUGUUCUACGUCGACCGUGGCGCAGAGUUUGUUCAGACCGGGGACUAUGCUACCGUGGCUAUCUGGACAGUGCCCCACAAGCAUGUGGCUGUGGAUCGCACGAAGGACGAACGCUUCAAUGCCGUGUUUCUGGACGAGUCUCAACGGGUGAAGGAGAGGGUGAUCCCCCAGGGCAUGCAAUACUACUACCUGUUCAUGGUUGGGAGGGAUCCCGUGUCGGCUGUGAAGGGCAGCGUCAGGGCUCUGUUCGAUCACUACAUCGAGAGAGCCAACAGGGAAAACGUAGCUUUGGUGCUGGAAGCAAUCAGUGACCACGCCAGAGACGUCUACGAACACUUCGGUUUUGUUAACUACAAUACUUUCAAGUACGGUGCGGGUGAGGUCGACAGCAACGGCCACUUGGAUUCCAACGGGGACGGUCAUACAGGGUACCUGAUGAUUUAUUUACCAAAAUAG
This is a messenger RNA of Maudiozyma barnettii, 633 nucleotides long. RefSeq lists its product as uncharacterized. The record is from RefSeq and is a predicted model, not a curated record. Bases 1 to 633 code for a protein of 210 amino acids. NCBI's taxonomy places the organism in Eukaryota, Fungi, Ascomycota, Saccharomycetes, Saccharomycetales, Saccharomycetaceae. The transcript has a single exon.